This is a messenger RNA of Apodemus sylvaticus (European woodmouse), 522 nucleotides long. RefSeq names its product NADH:ubiquinone oxidoreductase subunit S6 (gene Ndufs6). NCBI's taxonomy places the organism in Eukaryota, Metazoa, Chordata, Mammalia, Rodentia, Muridae. Gene Ontology annotation, biological process: mitochondrial electron transport, NADH to ubiquinone. The coding region runs from base 53 to 403 and encodes 116 amino acids. The transcript has 4 exons. The record is from RefSeq and is a predicted model, not a curated record.
GCGCCUGCGCCGGCGCUUUGUACGACGCGCGGGGUCAGGAGUCACCGGCAAGAUGGCGGCGGCGCUGACCUUCCGCCGGCUGUUGGCUCUCCCCAGGGCUGCGCGGGGUUUCGGGGUGCGAGUGUCACCGAGCGGAGAGAAGAUCACGCAUACCGGCCAGGUGUAUGAUGAAAAAGACUACAGGAGGAUUCGUUUUGUAGAUCGUCAGAAAGAGGUGAAUGAGAACUUUGCCAUUGAUUUGAUAGCACAACAGCCUGUGAAUGAGGUGGACCACCGUAUCAUAGCCUGUGAUGGAGGGGGUGGUGCCCUGGGCCACCCCAAGGUGUACAUAAACUUGGACAAAGAAACAAAAACAGGGACGUGUGGCUACUGCGGCCUGCAGUUCAAGCAGCACCAUCACUAGUGUGGGCUGUGUCCUGGUCCUCGGACUCCUGUGGAGCAUCUCCACGCUUGGUGUCCUGUGUGAGGUCACUGCUCUGUGAACGGUGUCCCUUGUUAUGAAUAAAGGAUGCUUCCACCAUG